This is a messenger RNA of Mesitornis unicolor (brown roatelo), 531 nucleotides long. Its product is annotated as T-cell receptor-associated transmembrane adapter 1. Gene Ontology annotation, cellular component: T cell receptor complex. The record is from RefSeq and is a predicted model, not a curated record. NCBI's taxonomy places the organism in Eukaryota, Metazoa, Chordata, Aves, Mesitornithiformes, Mesitornithidae. Gene Ontology annotation, biological process: negative regulation of receptor recycling; positive regulation of T cell receptor signaling pathway. The transcript has 6 exons. The coding region runs from base 1 to 531 and encodes 176 amino acids.
AUGGACUGCCAUUUUUCUGUCUGGGGAGUUCUGGCCUUUCUGAGCUUGGCUCUGGUUAUUUCAUUGAUACUGAAUAUUUCACACUACAUGAAAAAGAAGCAAGACACUAAAAUGUAUAGAGACUAUGAAGACAACAGUCCAAGUUAUGAUGACUAUUACACAGAAGAUGACCCAGUUUAUGGCAACCUCAAUCAAGAUAUUUUAGAGGAAUGUUGUUACGAGCAGAUGAAGUCCCAGCCUCAGAGGCCAGUUAACCAGCUACAGGUGGAGCCUGCUAAUCAGAUGUGUUAUGCCUCGCUUGAUCACAGCAUCAAGGGAAAACGCAGAAAAGCAAGGAGAAAGAAAGACCCUUCAUUAGAGGAAGAUGAAGAAGAAAGAUCAUCUAACCCCACCAUGAUGGCUUCCAAAGUUAGCAUUUACCUCAAUAGUGAGCAGCUGGCUGCUGAAAACACAGCAAAUGUAGAAGCCAUUCAUGAUGAUCCCAUCAGAUUGAUGGGUUUGAUUCAUACGACAAAAGGAGAGAACAUUUGA